This is a messenger RNA of Chrysochloris asiatica (Cape golden mole), 1497 nucleotides long. RefSeq names its product annexin A11 (gene ANXA11). Gene Ontology annotation, biological process: cytokinetic process; phagocytosis. Gene Ontology annotation, molecular function: calcium-dependent phospholipid binding; calcium ion binding. The record is from RefSeq and is a predicted model, not a curated record. The coding region runs from base 1 to 1497 and encodes 498 amino acids. NCBI's taxonomy places the organism in Eukaryota, Metazoa, Chordata, Mammalia, Afrosoricida, Chrysochloridae. Gene Ontology annotation, cellular component: cytoplasm. The transcript has 14 exons.
AUGAGCUACCCAGGCUAUCCCCCACCUGCUGGGAGCUACCCCCCAGCUGCACCAGGUGGUGGUGCCUGGGGGGGUGCUGUCUACCCCCCACCCACUAUGCCCCCCAUUGGACUGGAUAACGUAGCCAACUACGCAGGGCAGUUCAACCAGGACCACCUCGCAGGAAUGGCGGCCAACAUGUCGGGGACAUUUGGAGGUGCCAACAUGCCAAACCUGUACCCAGGAGCUCCUGGGGGUGGUUACCCUCCAGUACCCCCUGGGGGCUUUGGUCAGCCUCCCUCUGCCCAGCAGCCCAUUCCUCCAUAUGGGAUGUAUCCGCCCCCUGGAGGAAACCCACCCUCCGGGAUGCCUUCAUAUCCACCAUACCCAGGAGCCCCUGUGCCUGGUCAGCAGCCCCCAGGGGCCUACCCUGGACAACCCCCAAUGACCUACCCCGGGCAGCAGCCGGUGCCCCCUCCUGCACAGCAACUGCAGCCAGUGCCAAGCUACCCAGCGUUCCCAGGAUCUGGGACUGUCACCCCCGCUGUGCCCCCCACCCAGUUGGGGAAUCGCGGCACCAUUGCAGACACUCCUGGAUUUGACCCAUUGCGAGAUGCCGAGGUCCUGCGCAAGGCCAUGAAAGGCUUUGGGACUGACGAGCAGGCCAUCAUUGACUGCUUGGGAAGUCGCUCUAGCAAGCAGCGGCAGCAGAUUCUCCUGUCCUUCAAGACUGCUUACGGGAAGGAUUUGAUUAAAGAUCUGAAAUCGGAACUGUCAGGAAACUUUGAGAAGACAAUCCUGGCUAUGAUGAAGACCCCGGUCCUGUUUGAUGUGUAUGAGAUCAAAGAAGCCAUCAAGGGGGCUGGUACUGACGAAGCCUGUCUGAUUGAGAUCUUGGCGUCGCGCAGCAAUGAGCACAUCCGGGAGCUGAACCGAGCCUACAAGGCAGAAUUCAAAAAGACCCUGGAGGAGGCCAUUCGGAGCGACACAUCGGGACAUUUCCAGCGGCUCCUCAUCUCCCUUUCUCAGGGGAACCGGGAUGAGAGCACAAACGUGGACUUGUCACUUGUCCAGAGAGAUGUGCAGGAGCUGUAUGCAGCCGGGGAGAACCGCCUUGGGACAGACGAGUCCAAGUUCAACGCGGUUCUGUGCUCCCGUAGCCGGGCCCACCUGGUAGCAGUUUUUAAUGAGUACCAGCGGAUGACCGGCCGGGACAUUGAGAAGAGUAUCUGCCGGGAGAUGUCCGGAGACCUGGAGCAUGGCAUGCUGGCUGUGGUGAAAUGUCUCAAGAACACCCCAGCCUUCUUUGCUGAAAGGCUCAACAAGGCCAUGAGGGGAGCAGGGACAAAGGACCGGACCCUGAUUCGCAUCAUGGUGUCUCGAAGCGAGAUCGACCUCCUGGACAUCAGAGUGGAGUACAAGAGGAUGUACGGCAAGUCGCUAUACCACGACAUCUCGGGAGAUACUUCGGGGGAUUACCGCAAGAUUCUGCUGAAGAUCUGUGGGGGCAACGACUGA